Molecule: messenger RNA, 1695 nt
Organism: Chelmon rostratus (copperband butterflyfish)
Lineage: Eukaryota; Metazoa; Chordata; Actinopteri; Chaetodontiformes; Chaetodontidae
Product: kelch-like protein 23
Exons: 3
Coding region: 1-1695 (564 amino acids)
Molecular function (GO): protein binding
Source: RefSeq, a predicted model, not a curated record
AUGGCCUGCAGAGCUGACAGUGACCUUACGCCUCAAAGCUUUAAAUUCACAGUUCUCUCUGAGCAGGUAAACAAACUUGAGGAGGAUGAAUCUGCUUCAUAUGUGACGGAGCCUGUAAUCCCUGAUGCCACGCUACGGGUAGAAGGAGAGAGUUUUUAUGUCAACCGUCAGCAACUGGCCCUCCAGAGUCCAUACUUCAGGGCUCUGUUUUUUGGCUGUGGCAUAGAGAGCACCAGAAGGAAAGUUGAGAUCAAAGGUGUGGGCCUGCAGCAUUUCGGAGUUUUAAUGGAAUACAGCAGGACAUCUCACCUAGCUUUGGACAGAGAAAAUGUUCUGGGGAUCCUUGAGACUGCAGACUAUUUACAGCUGGAGCGAGCCAGGCUGCUGUGCUGCAAGUUCCUGGAGCGUGAGCUGCACCUCAGCAACUGUCUGGGCAUGAUGGCCUACGCCUGGCAGCUGGGCUGCACUCAGCUAUACAAGGCGGCACGACAGGUGGCGCUCACGCACUUCUCUGCUAUUGCUGCUGAAGAGGACUUCCUGUUCCUGUCUAAGGAGACCGUAGCAGACCUUCUUGCCAGCGAUGACCUGGCCAUUCAUAAAGACGAUGUAGCCCUGGAGGCCACAAUGCGCUGGGUGUCAUUUGACCCAAAACGAGAAGAGCAUUUUCUGGAGCUCAUUGAGCUGGUGAGGCCUGAGUCACUCUCCUUACCAUUUAUCACGGAACUUUUGACCAGAAUGAAAAGCUCUGACCCCAGAGCCAAGCUCAUCUGCAUGCUGAAUGAACAUUUCCCAACAUCUUGGUCGAUGGGCAGAUCAAUGAGGAGGACCAGGGCCAGAGAGACCCUCUUUGUCCUGGGUGGGCCUCACGAUCAGGAGCAGCAGGCACUUUACCAGUUUCACCCACUCAGUGGUAGAUGGCAGAGCUGCGCACCUCUGCAGAGGAAGAACCUCACACAGUACGCAGCUGCUGCCGUAGGAGACAAUGUGAUUGUGACAGGCGGCUACUUCCGGGAUGUGCUGUGGUUCACUGUGGACUGGGUCAGGAUAUAUGAAUGUGGGAACCAGCGCUGGCUGGAAGGGCCGGCCCUGCAGAAGUCCAGGCACAGCCACUGCUCCAUAGGGCUGGACUCUGUCCUGUAUGUCAUGGGCGGCAGCAUGGAUGAAGGGCUUGUGGCCGAUGUAGAAAGGCUAGUCCUGGGGUCAGAGGAGGGUUGGGAGGGGGUCAGCCCCAUGGUUAGGGCUGUGGAGAGGGCAGCCACUGCCACUCUGGGGUUGUGUGUCUAUGUGGCUUGUGGCCUGGAUGAAAACGGGGAGGCGUAUGGUGGAAUUCAGAGGUACAUGGUUAAGGAGGAUCAGUGGGAUGUGGUCUCCUAUUCUCCGUUUCCACGAUAUGACCUGGUUGCCACAGAGCUCAACGGCGCCCUCUACCUGUUUGGAGGCCAAGCUUUGCGUUUUGACGUGGAGACAGAUGAGUGGACUGUGCUGGAAGAGGAGGAUUGUCUGGACAGGAAGUUCUUCUCGGGCUGCACAACAGUCAACAGCCAGAUAUACCUGGUCAGUGAGAGGAAGAGUAACAAAGCAUUCCCAAACAUGGUGCUGAUGGACCCUUACAUUGACACAUGCAUUGAAGUGGAUGACUCUAUCCCCUGCCCGGUGCCCCUCAGAGGGUGCGUCACCAUGAGAAUGAUCACGUGA